AUGAUAAUGGCUAUUAUUUAGAUUUUGCUUUAAAGUUUUUUUAGCAAUCACAUUGUUACUUUUAUCAAUAUACAUCUACUUUGCUUAACAAAAAUUCAACUCACUUCUUAAAGUUACAAGAAAGCAGAAAAUUUUUCUUAUAUUAAUCAUAGACAUGAUUUGUAACUUUUUUAGAUUAAUUAAGUUUAUCUUGCAUAUUAACUUUCUUUUAAAGACGAUGCCGUAUACUUUCCCAUUCUAUAUUUUUAAUUUAUGUUUAUAUGCUACAUAAUCUACUAUUUUGGAAGAAAGUCAAUAAUGCUAGCAACUUUUAAUUUGGCAUAUAUUUAAAGAGAAAUUAACUCUACUAUCCAAUUAAAGCUAUCAAAAUUGAUGUUUGCUGGAUUAAUUUUUUUUUUUACUGUAGUUUUCAUACUAAAUUACAUUGAUUAUUUUAUCUAAUAAAAUAAUUAUCAUCUUUGUUAAGCUUAAUUUUUUAAUGUAAUAACAACUGUUAGCUUUUUACUUUAAGGAUUAUUCUUACUACAAAUAAGAUAAUUUACAAGGCAGAUUAAUAAAAAUAUGAAGAACUUGGAAAAUGUUAAUGAUGAGGCUGAUAAAAUUGAAAAAAUGAUUAAAAAAAGAUUGAGUUAAAUUUGGUAAUUAAUUAAUAAUAUUUAAUAAGGAUUCUAGUAAUAAUAAAUAUAAUAGGAUCCUUUUGUUAGUUUUGUGUAAAAUGUCUAUUUUGUUUUGAUGAAUGAAAUUUUAAGAAAUCAACCAGAAAGAUAUACAUGUUAUUACGUUAAAUUAGAAGACGAUCCUACUUUGACAAACAUUAUUAAUACAGCUUUAGAACUUUCAGAAAAGAUGUUAUCAUUUUUUCUACCUUACUAUGCUGCUUUGAUAAUUUUUUGGCCUAAGAAAUCUUUAAAUUAACCUUCCAAUGGCAGAUAAGAUAGCACAGAUAUAAUAGUUGAAACUUACGUCAUUCAAGCUACAGAAUUUCCUGAUUAAUCUUCAAGUAGAGAGUGA
Molecule: messenger RNA, 1011 nt
Organism: Paramecium tetraurelia
Lineage: Eukaryota; Ciliophora; Oligohymenophorea; Peniculida; Parameciidae
Exons: 3
Source: RefSeq, a predicted model, not a curated record